GAGAGUGUAGCUGCACACAUGCUGAGGCUUCAUUUGCUGUAAUGCACACUUGAACGGUAUCUUUUGAUAAUAGAAGAAACAACAAAUCAGACAGAAUGCUUUUUCUUGCUAUCUUUGCUGUUAUUGCAGCCUCUGCUAUAGCUGACCCUGAGACUCAGAGCUACUCCUACUCCCCUCCUGCGGGGUCAGGGAGUGGCUCUCCGUUCAGUAUAAUUGGGGAGGGAAGAAUCACAGCUGUACGAGUGUGGGAGUCGUCCUACAUACGAGGCUUCCAGUUCCGCUACGGCUUCACUUGGUCUUCAGUUUCGGGUACGACAUCCGGCCAGCUACAGGAGAGGGAAUUGUCUGGCGGGGAAGCCAUCAUUCAGAUUUCUGGGAUGUACAGUCACUACGUGCAGUCAGUGGUGUUCGUAACUAGCAAGGGCCGCCAUUUUGAAGCAGGCCAGCCCUCAGGCACUUCCUUCAACAUGUAUCCCAGCCACAAGGGUGCCGAGCUGGUCCUCAUCAGUGGCACUACCCAUGGAGGAAUCACCUCCAUCGCAGCACUCUGGGGUCGAGUUGAUACAUCUGCUACUCACACUGAGCACUGAGAGGUAGAGCUUGCCUGAGGAGAUGCUACCAUUUAACCAACAACUUGGCCAAACCUAUGUAUGAAAAUUAUGGUUUAUUUCAGAAUGUAAUUCCUCUGUAAUUAUGAAUAUCUGACUCUCAUACACUGGGAUGUUGAUCAUGAGGGAAGUCUUAAAACAGGUUUAAUAAUCCUAAUUCUGGGAAUUGAAAAGAAAAGUGGUUUAAGAGUAAAAGAUGUGUUCGGGUAACAGUAACACAGGGGAAAAUGUGUUGUCUGGAGAUGCAAAAUGGAUGAAAGAGAAGGAUGAAAGGAAUAUGAAAAGGUUAGAAAAGUGUCAAAAUAACUAUACUUUCACGGGAAGACUAGGGGUAGAGGAAUGUGAGAAUUUGGUUAGGGAUAUUGCCAAAUAUCUGGAAUGUAACUACCAGAAAGCUGCAGAUCCGCUGCAACUGUUGUACCCCUGUAAUUAUGAUGUUCUUUUUGUUUUCUGUUGUUUUUAUGUGUAACCAAUGUGCUGCAGGUCUCCCUUGAA
This is a messenger RNA of Trematomus bernacchii (emerald rockcod), 1103 nucleotides long. RefSeq names its product zymogen granule membrane protein 16-like. The transcript has 5 exons. NCBI's taxonomy places the organism in Eukaryota, Metazoa, Chordata, Actinopteri, Perciformes, Nototheniidae. The coding region runs from base 96 to 590 and encodes 164 amino acids. The record is from RefSeq and is a predicted model, not a curated record.